CAGCUUAUUUCCGGUUUGUGCGUUCCACUACACUUCCGGUCAGUGUGGUCCUCCGAAUCAGCGCCAGGCCCCUGCAUUCUGAUUCUACAGGGAGAGUUCCUGGCUGCGAUCGCGUGGGAGGAGGUCGAUUCUAGCUUCUACCGUGGGAGGAGGUCGCCGCCUGUGUCUCAUCGAGUGGGAAGAAGCAGAGAGGGGGCUCCGUUGUUGGGUCAGAGAGCAGGAUUACACAGUAUUGAAGGAGAUAUCUGGUGAGCGAGUGACACCCAGUAGCCAUCCCUGGUUGUCAGGAGGACUGAGCAGAACCCAGAGCGCCAGUGUCUACACGUCACUAAAGUAUACAAGAGAGAAGCAACGACCAGAAGAUCCUGGAAUUCACCAACAAGAUCAUUCAGCUGCUGACUGGAGAGGAGGGGGAGAAUAUAGAGAAACACAGGGAUCUGUACAAGGAUGUGAUGAUGGAGAAUCACCAACCACUCGCAUUACUGAAUGGAGCCAGUAACAGAGAUUCCCCAGAGAGAUGUCCCUGACCUCUUUACGCACAGGAUUUUACAGUGUAGAAUCACAGGAGGAUCAGGGUGAAAACCUAACUGAUAUCAAGGUUGAAGAUAUGAAGGAAGAAGAAGAGACUGAUGUGAGGGGUGAUCAGCAGUGUAAGGAGGAGGAAAUCCCUACAGAUAUCAGCACAGAUGGAUCCAGUAACAGAGAUACCCCAGAGAGAUGUCCCCGUCCUCUGUAUUCCCAGGACUGUACAGAGGAGAAUCACAGGACCCCACAGAGGGAUCAGGGUAAUAACCUGGCUGACAUUAAGGAAGAAGAUAAGAAGGGAGAAGAGACGCAUGUGAAGGAUGACCAGCAGUGUAAGGAAGAGGAAAUCCCUACAGAUAUCAGUACAGCAGGUGCACACAAAAGAAGGAAAAUAUCGGAUGGACAUCUCAUUUUAUCUGCAGAUUUUAAACUAGAAGAUAACAUCAUAGGAGAUUCUCCAGGAGAAACCCCCAUUACCCUCAAUAUACAUCCAGUACAUCACAGUGCAGAUAUAUCCUCUCAUCCCUCUAACCAUGUGGACUGCUCUACUGAUAAGUCAGAUAUUGUUACACAUAGUACAGCUCAUGCAGGUGAUAUAGAUUUUUCCUGUUCUGAGUGUGGGAAGCAUUUCAGACAUAAAUCAGCUCUUGUUAAACAUGAGAGAUUUCACACACGUGAGAAACCAUUUCCAUGUUCUGAGUGUGGGAAAUGUUUUAAACAGAAACCAGCUCUGUUGAUACAUCAGAGAAGUCAUACAGGUGUGAGCCCAUUUUCAUGUUCUGAGUGUGAGAAAUGUUUUAAACAGAAAUCAGAACUUGUUAUACAUAAGAGACUUCACGCAGGCGAGAAGCCGUUUUCAUGUACCGAGUGUGGGAAAUGUUUUGUUGCUAAAGCACGUCUUCUUAGACAUCAGGGAAGUCACACAGGUGAGAAACCAUUUCCAUGUUCUGAGUGUGGGAAAUGUUUUAGAGAUAAAUCUGCUCUUGUUGUACAUCAGAGAAGACACACAGGUGAGAAGCCUUUUCCAUGCUCAGAGUGCUCCAAAUCAUUUACGCAAAAAUCGCUACUCCUCUAUCAUCAAAAAAAGCAUGCAGGUGAGGAGCCGUGCCAGUGCUCUGAGUGUGGGAAAUGUUUUACACAGAAAUCAGCUCUUGUUACACAUCAGAGAAGUCACACAGGUGAAAGUCCAUUCCAGUGCUCUGAGUGUGGGAAAAGUUUUACACAGAAAUCAGCUCUUGUUGUACAUCAGAGGAGUCACACAGGUGACAAACCAUUUCUUUGUUCAGAUUGCGGAAAAUGUUUUACACACAAAUCAAAACUUUUUAAUCAUCAACGAAGACACACAGGUGAGAAGCCAUUUGCGUGUACAGAGUGUGGGAAAUGUUGUUCACAGAAAUCAGACCUUGUUUCACAUCAGAGAAUUCACACAGGGGAGAAGCCAUAUUCUUGUUCUGAGUGUGGGAAACGUUUUGGACAUAAAUCCGCUCUUGUUAUACAUCAGAGAAGUCACACAGGGGCAAAGCCAUAUUCUUGUUCUGAGUGUGGGAAAUGUUUUAUACGUAAAUCAGCUCUUGUUACACAUCAGAGGAGUCACACAGAGGAGAAGCCAUACCCUUGUUCUGAGUGCGGGAAAUGUUUUACACAGAAAUCCAGUCUUGUUAUACAUCAGAGAACUCACACAGGGAACAGCCUAUUUCCAUGUUCUGAGUGUGGGAAAUGUUUUCAAGAUAAAUCAACUCUUGUUACACACCAGAGAACUCACACAGGUGAGAAGCCUUUUUGCUGUUCUGAGUGUGGGAAAUGUUUUUCACAAAAAUCAAUUCUUGUAAGACAUCAGAAAUCUCAUUCAGGAGAAACUUCAAUUUUAAUGAGCUGAUAUACACAAAACUGACACAGGGACACUAUUGUAAAAGAUGUUGAUAAUGUAAAUGAUAAACAUUAACAAACUAUAUCAGAAGGUUUUUUGACAUCACUGAGUUAUGUGACAUAGGGCCAGAUUAAUCAAGCUUUGAAUAGUAAUACAGGUUGAGUAUCCCUUAUCCAAAAUGCUUGGGACCAGAGGUAUUUUGGAUAUGGGAUUUUUCCGUAGUUUGGAAUAAUUGCAUACCAUAAUGAGAUAUCAUGGUGAUGGGACCUAAGUCUAUGCACAGAAUGCAUUUAUGUUUCAUAUAUACCUUAUACAUACAGCCUGAAGGUAAUUUUAGCCAAUAUUUUUUAUAAUUUUGUGCAUUAAACAAAGUGUGUCUACAUUCACACAAUUCAUUUAUGUUCCAUAUACACCUUAUAAACACAGCCUGAAGGUCAUUUAAUACAAUAUUUUUAAUAACUUUGUGUAUUAAACAAAGUUUGUGUACAUUGAGCCAUCAAAAAGCAAAGUUUUCACUAUCUCAUUCUCACUCAAAAAAGUCCGUAUUUCGGAAUAUUCCGUAUUUCGGAAUAUGUGGAUAUGGGAUACUCAACCUGUAAAUUGCACAGUGAUAAAGUAACAACCAAUCCGCACCAUUUUUUAAACACAGCCUGUGAGAUGACAGUUAGGCUCGGGUUGGCUGGUACUUUAUCACCAUGCAAUUUUUCACUCUCCAAGGCUUGAUAAAUCUGGGCCAUAAUCCAAAAAUGUUGUAAUCACUAUCCACAGACAUAAUCUACAUUAAUUUUACUUAUCAGUAUAAACCUGGAAAACAUC
Molecule: messenger RNA, 3208 nt
Organism: Pseudophryne corroboree (corroboree frog)
Lineage: Eukaryota; Metazoa; Chordata; Amphibia; Anura; Myobatrachidae
Product: gastrula zinc finger protein XlCGF26.1-like
Exons: 8
Coding region: 518-2401 (627 amino acids)
Biological process (GO): regulation of transcription by RNA polymerase II
Cellular component (GO): nucleoplasm
Molecular function (GO): RNA polymerase II cis-regulatory region sequence-specific DNA binding; DNA-binding transcription repressor activity, RNA polymerase II-specific
Source: RefSeq, a predicted model, not a curated record